Molecule: messenger RNA, 757 nt
Organism: Guillardia theta CCMP2712
Lineage: Eukaryota; Cryptophyceae; Pyrenomonadales; Geminigeraceae
Exons: 3
Coding region: 44-616 (190 amino acids)
Biological process (GO): regulation of cilium beat frequency involved in ciliary motility; positive regulation of cell motility; cilium assembly
Cellular component (GO): ciliary basal body; motile cilium
Source: RefSeq, a predicted model, not a curated record
AGGUUCUCGAAUUUAUUUUGGUUGAUUGAAGCGAGUGUUAAGGAUGUUCAAGAACACUUUUCAAUCCGGAUUCUUGUCUAUACUUUACAGCAUCGGAAGUAAACCUCUUCAAAUAUGGGAUAAGCAAGUGCGAAACGGGCAUAUAAAGCGAAUUACGGAUCAGGACAUUCAGUCCAGCGUGCUUGAGAUUAUGGGAACGAACGUUAGCACCAACUACAUCACGUGCCCUGCAGACAAGAACAAGACCCUUGGCAUCAAGCUUCCUUUCCUAGUUAUGAUCAUUAAGAAUCUCAAAAAAUACUUCACUUUCGAAGUGCAAGUUCUCGACGACAAGAAUGUUCGCCGUAGGUUCCGAGCGUCUAACUAUCAGUCAACGACACGCGUCAAACCUUUCAUUUGCACGAUGCCCAUGAGGUUGGACGAGGGAUGGAAUCAGAUCCAGUUCAACUUGUCGGACUUCACUCGUCGUGCCUAUGGCACAAACUAUAUUGAAACGCUUCGUGUACAGAUUCAUGCGAACUGUCGCAUUCGAAGGAUUUACUUCUCGGACAGGUUAUACUCCGAAGAUGAGCUGCCGCCUGAGUUCAAGCUGUUCUUGCCUGUCCAGAACAAGUAGAGGUAGCAAGCAUCUCGCUUUCUGGGGUUUCUGUAGAAUUAUUUUGCUCGCCCGAGCUUUAAAAGAGGAACGCCUUAUGAGUGAUGUGAACGCGGUCGUUGAAUUCCACUCCAAUAAACUAAUAAAUCAGCGUGUGUGAGC